Solanum verrucosum is the source of this 1615-nucleotide messenger RNA. Its product is annotated as UDP-glucuronic acid decarboxylase 1-like. The record is from RefSeq and is a predicted model, not a curated record. The transcript has 7 exons. The coding region runs from base 32 to 1339 and encodes 435 amino acids. Gene Ontology annotation, cellular component: cytoplasm. Lineage: Eukaryota; Viridiplantae; Streptophyta; Magnoliopsida; Solanales; Solanaceae. Gene Ontology annotation, molecular function: UDP-glucuronate decarboxylase activity; NAD+ binding. Gene Ontology annotation, biological process: D-xylose metabolic process.
AUCCUAGAAGAAGAAGAAGAACAAGAAAACCAUGAAAUUGCAUACCCAAUCAAGCAUGAAUCACAGAAGAGAUGAAGAAACAACAAUGUCAAUAUCACAAAACACCCCACCAUCAUCACCAAAGACCUUCAAACAUCCCAGAUCUCUUCCAAGAUCCAUCAAUUACCUUCUUAAAGAGCAAAGACUUCUCUUUAUCCUUGUGGGUAUUCUCAUUGGUUCAACUUUUUUCAUCCUUCAACCAAGCCUAUCUCUCCUUACCCCAUCUUCUCCAAUACCCCAAUCUUAUCAUGGGUUCGAUUCAGUUCCUGGUGUAAUUACCCAUACAUCUACUGUUACAACGCAGUAUAGGGGUGCAGGGAGGGUGCCUGUUGGGAUUGGGAGGAAACGGAUGCGGGUUGUGGUGACGGGUGGAGCGGGUUUUGUGGGGAGUCAUUUGGUUGAUAAAUUGAUUAAGAGAGGUGAUGAUGUUAUUGUGAUUGAUAAUUUUUUUACUGGGAGGAAAGAAAAUGUGAUGCAUCAUUUUGGGGAUCAUAGAUUUGAGCUUAUUAGGCAUGAUGUUGUUGAACCUAUUUUGUUGGAAGUGGAUCAGAUCUAUCAUUUGGCUUGCCCUGCUUCGCCUGUUCAUUACAAGUAUAAUCCCGUCAAAACUAUUAUAUCAAAUGUGAUGGGUACUCUUAACAUGUUGGGCCUUGCCAAGAGAAUUGGUGCAAGGUUCUUGCUUACUAGUACAAGUGAGGUUUAUGGUGAUCCACUUGAGCAUCCACAAAAGGAAACAUAUUGGGGAAAUGUGAAUCCAAUAGGUGUUAGGAGCUGCUAUGAUGAGGGAAAACGGACUGCUGAAACCUUGACUAUGGAUUACCAUCGUGGUGCAGAUGUUGAGGUGCGCAUUGCCCGAAUUUUCAAUACAUAUGGACCUCGCAUGUGUCUCGAUGAUGGACGUGUUGUAAGCAACUUUGUUGCCCAGGCCAUCCGCAAACAACCAAUGACAGUGUAUGGUGACGGGAAGCAAACACGCAGCUUUCAAUAUGUCUCUGACUUGGUUGACGGAUUAAUGGCCUUAAUGGAUGGUGAGCACAUUGGCCCUUUCAACUUGGGAAACCCAGGAGAGUUUACCAUGUUAGAGCUUGCCGAGGUGGUCAAAGAAGUGAUUGAUCCAAGUGCUACUAUUGAGUUCAGAGCUAACACAGCUGAUGAUCCUCACAAGAGGAAACCAGAUAUCAGCAGAGCAAAGGAACUGCUAAACUGGGAGCCGAAAGUACCCUUGAGGGACGGUCUGCCUCUCAUGGUCAAUGAUUUCCGCAAUCGCAUCUUAAAUGAAGAUGAAGGAAAAGGCAACUAAUAAAGAGGAGUAGCAACAACACUAGGUUGUAUAGACCAAGCUUAGUGUACUGUUUAUUGUUUUUGCUAAUAUACGAAGUUGAUAUUUGUUCUUUUUUUUUUCCCUCUUCAUUUUUGUAUCAAUAGCUAACUGGAAUGCUCAGUCAUCAGCCACUACUCUAGGCAGAUGCUUCGUGUAUCCGGUUUUUUGAAUUUUUUUUCCCCUAUACACAUCAUGUAAUUCUACAGGGAGAAAAUUUUGAGCUUUUAGCUUCAAGUUAACAAGUAAUUUGGUCUU